Molecule: messenger RNA, 2567 nt
Organism: Callorhinchus milii (elephant shark)
Lineage: Eukaryota; Metazoa; Chordata; Chondrichthyes; Chimaeriformes; Callorhinchidae
Exons: 7
Coding region: 53-2206 (717 amino acids)
Source: RefSeq, a predicted model, not a curated record
CGGGACGGAGGCGAUCUGUGGUGUCGGCAGAAGCCCGGACAAGGCGAGAGGGAUGGAGGGGCUGCGUGUGCUGUGGCCGCCCGCAGCCCUGAGCCUGUUGCUGGGGUGUCUGGUCUCACCGGCAGGUUCCUUGGAUCUUGCCAUAUUUGAAAGCCUGCUGGAAGCCUCGGCAAAUGAAGAUGUGCUCCUGACCUGUUUGGUGUCCGGCUGCGAUGCUGGUGUUAAUGUCACGUGGUCCUUUAGGAAUGGAACCGACAUGAGGCUAGUGUGCAGUUCUGAUGGAAGGACAAAUCACUCGUGCCGACCUGGAGCAAGACCGUGGGUCCACGAGCUGCGAACUGGCAACGCUGCGCUGUUCCUUUCAAACGUGCAAUUUGAUGAGGAGGGAGAAUACACCUGCACCGUAUUUUGCACAUCCAAAAGAACUGAAAAGACCUCAUUGUUACAAGUGUCAGCUCAGCCAAAGGUCAGCUUGUCUCCACAGAAAAUCCUCAUCACCAAUGGCUCAGUGGGCUUUCUGCGAUGUGAAGCAACUGGAUUUUAUCCUCAUGAUCACCAGAUCAGCUGGGUCAAGGUAUCGCGAGGCAGUGAGAACGACAUUAUUUCAUCAGAUUUCAGCACGGAGUAUACAGUUGCCAACAGGGAUGGAACAUUCAGAGUUUCCAGCCAGUUGAGGAUCAAACCAAACCUGGAUGAUGAUGGUAAUAAGUACAGCUGUGUCGUGACACACAGAACACUCAAUGAUAAUAUUGCACUGGAGGCAAAGCUGACUGUGGAGGAACCUACUGUACUACCACAAAUUGUUGGAGGCAUCAGUGUCAUAUCGUUGAUUGUGUUGCUUAAUUUGGCACUUUUCUGUUGCUGUAGGAAGCAAACUGAAGGGACCGAGAAAGAAGGAGUUCCUCCUCGGAUCAGUGAAUUGAGCAAACCCGACCACUUCGCACAUGGUGUGGCGUCUCAUAUGAACUGGGAAGUUUCUGGGUUCACCCCCCGGAUGAUAACCAUUGCUUUAUUCGUGAGGAGAAAAGGAAAGGAACCACAGAAAUUAUUUGAGUGGAAUUUGAAAAAUGAUGAAGACCCACUAGAAAAUGACGAGGAAGCUCUUCUCUCCAACUCGUCAUGUGUACUGGACGGGAAUAAGAAAGAAGACUCCAUUACUGCUGCAAUCUCAAUGUGCGUUCAACUGGAUGACGGGAGCUUCAGUGUGAAGUGCAUGAUAACAGUCUGUCCUGAUGCAUCAGAGGAUGAUGGUGCUGAAGUCACACUGGAGGUUAACCACAAGACCCAUAGGAAGCCGUUCACUUCAUCCGUGACGUUAGUCGUUGAUGGAGUUGCUCCUACGGUGACUGAAAUUGACUUGCGUCCCGAGAUUAAACAUAGUGAAGUGGCCAGUCUGAGUUGGUCAGUCACCGGGUUCACUCCAAAGCCCAUUUCCAUUGUUUUCUUGCUGAAGAGGAAAGGGGAGCUGAAAGAGAAGAGGCUGUUUCACUGGCGUAUCCCAGAGAAGGGAGGAAUAGAUGACGAAGCAAAGAUGGGGAGCACUGCUCUCACAGACGUGAGGGAUCGCUGUGAAGAAGAUGACGCCAUCACUUCUGUGACACCCCACUGUGUGAGGAAGAACAAUGGGACAUUCAGUGUAAACUGCAGCAUUUGGAUGACUGCUGAUAUGUGCAGGGAUGAUGGAGCUGAGCUAAUUGUCGAAGUGAAUCACAAGGCUCUUAAGAUUCCUCUCACUACAACUAUGACAUUACAUGUUACAGGAGUUCCUCCCACAAUCACUGAAAUCAAGAAACCCUCUGAGAUCACGCCCGGGGAGCUGGCCAGCCUGAGCUGGGCAGUUGUUGGCUUCAGCCCACGGGCCAUCUCCAUUGUUACCUACGUGAAGAGGAAAGGGGAGCAGGAGAAAAAGAAAGUCUUUCAUUGGCGGAUCCCAAAGAAAGACGAGGAACCACAGGAAGCUAAGACGGCCAGUGUUCCCCUCGAAAAUGUCACAGAGGGCUGUGAGGAAGAUGGCUCCUUCACUGCUGUGAUGCCCCACUAUGUGCGGAAGAAUAAUGGGAUGUUCAGUGUAAACUGCAGUGUUUGGAUGUGUGCUGACCUAUCUAAGGAUGACGGAGCUGAAUUAAUGGUUCAGGUUGUCCAUGAGGCCCUCAAAGAGCCUCUUAUUGAGUCUGUAACAUUACAAGUUACAGACGGUGGGAAUUAACUUUCAGUCUUCCAGUCGCCAGACGGAUGGUUUGUGAGGAUAGUGCGAUUGCCAGUCUCCCCCUUGUUACGCACCUGACACAUCCACUGAGUGUUCACAAGAGCUACGGUCAUCGUCAUGGCUAUUGAUUCUGUAAACAUCCUCCUGACAACCCACAAUGAAUAUGAAUAUUCAUCAACUUUGUCAGUUGCUGAAGAGCGAAGAAAUAUAUCGGUUUUGCAGAAUUAUGGAGAAUUACUGUGAAUUUUGUUAAUUUCCUGAAGGCGAUUUGUUUGACAUGAAAUUUGCUUUAAUGUUUGCUGAGAGCUGAGUUAAUGUGUAAGUGCUUUGCUACAGUCUGUUAUUAAAUGCUCGCACACUA